UGUCAAAAUAUUUAAUGACGCAGCUCUUCCGCUUGUAAUUUUUUUUUACCGUUUGACUGACACUUCCUCAGCGACCUGCGAUUGUGUCACCGCGUGGUUUGGUGUGAUUAUUCCAGUUUCAUUCUCACAAGUUUCCUUAAAAUGGCCAUCCACAUCAAAGACGCCGACGACCUGAAGACCAGGCUGUCCGAGGCCGGCGACAAGCUGGUGGUCAUCGAUUUCAUGGCCACCUGGUGCGGGCCCUGCAAGAUGAUCGGGCCUAAACUAGAGGAGCUGGCCAACGAGAUGGCCGAUUCGCUGGUCGUGCUUAAGGUGGACGUAGACGAGAAUGAGGAGAUCGCCGCCGAAUACAACGUCAACUCCAUGCCCACCUUCGUCUUCUUGAAGAACUCCAAGAAACUGGAAGAGUUCUCCGGCGCCAACGUCGACAAACUCAAGAACACCAUCCUCAAGCUGAAGUAGAGCGGCGGCAACGGACUGUGUACUCGGGGGUAGGGUUAGACCAAAAACUACAGCAAAUACAAAGCUUUUAUAAAGAUUAUAUAGCGCAAAUCGUAAUAAAAACGCGAGGUCUUGAACUUUUGAACGCCAAAAACAUCUAAAGGCGCCGUAACUAGUCGUGCCCACAUCGCCAUGAACACGUCAUGUAAGAAACUACAAGUUUAAAGACAAAUAACACGUUCUUAUAAAGAUAUAUCCGGAGCAAAUCGUAAUAAUAGCGAGGUCUUAACCUUUUGAACGCUAAGAACACCUAAAGGCGCCGUAACUAGUCGUGCCCACAUCGCCAUGAACACGUCAUGUAAGAAACUACAGGUUUAAAGACAAAUAACACGUUCUUAUAAAGAUAUAUCCGGAGCAAAUCGUAAUAAUAGAGCGAGAUCUUAAUCUUUUGAACGCCAAGAACACCUAAAGACGCCGUAACUAGUCGUGGCCACAGCGCCAUGAACACAUAAGUGUCAUACACAUAUUGCUGUCAAAGUAACCUUCACACUUUCAAGUAUGGUUUACAGUUUACACUUGCUCGCUUGCGCCCGUGACCUUGGCGUGUGAGUGACGUUUUUGUUUAUGGCAUUAAGCGUUCAAAAGGUUAAGGGAUUGCUUAAACUUCAGAAAAGAUGACCCAUGCUGCCGUGAUUCGGGUGGAUGAGCGGGUUUAGGCAUAUGCCGCGAAUGUACGCAGUAUCGAUUCCACUUUUUGUCGUAUAUGACAUAUUUCAGUUAAAAAAAGUUUUUCGAGGAUACCUAAUACGUUCAGAGCUUCGUGCCUACUAAUGUCUGGUUGCAUUUAAUACUGUUUAGUACGUACAUAUUGUGAAAAAUGUUUGAACGAGCUAUGUAGUUCAAAAUUAAUUAACGUGCAUUUUUUGUCAGGAUCGCAUCAUUCUGAAUCUUCUAAAAGGCAUAACAUUCCAUUUAAUGCCACUCAAAUAAGCUCUAAACCAAUGGGCUAAAGGUCUAACCCUACGAACGAGGAUGUAACCAUCCUAUAUGCACUAGAGGCCCCAAAAGAUUUUAUUUAUUUAAAAAGGUCACAAUCUCUGGUAGAUUCAGCUUUUUGGUGUGAUUUUUUGCGCAUAAUAUUUUUUUUUAGUUUUCACUGAUAUAAUUAUAUAUGCCGAAAGUGUCUUAAGCUAGCACAAGAUGGGGUACGAUGGUCCGUUAUGUCGCAUUUUGCGUACUUAUGUUACAUUACAAAGUAUUGUUAUUAUCAAUAAAUAAUCGUGAAGACA
Cydia splendana is the source of this 1730-nucleotide messenger RNA. RefSeq names its product thioredoxin-2-like. Lineage: Eukaryota; Metazoa; Arthropoda; Insecta; Lepidoptera; Tortricidae. Gene Ontology annotation, cellular component: cytosol. The record is from RefSeq and is a predicted model, not a curated record. Gene Ontology annotation, molecular function: protein-disulfide reductase activity. The transcript is spliced from 3 exons. Bases 142 to 462 code for a protein of 106 amino acids.